This is a messenger RNA of Aspergillus melleus, 384 nucleotides long. RefSeq lists its product as uncharacterized. The transcript has a single exon. Bases 1 to 384 code for a protein of 127 amino acids. Lineage: Eukaryota; Fungi; Ascomycota; Eurotiomycetes; Eurotiales; Aspergillaceae. The record is from RefSeq and is a predicted model, not a curated record.
AUGCCGGAAGAAUGGCCCCGUGGAAUCUCGGACUGGACGGAAACCUAUCGGCCACGCCUCGAGACCUUUCUUCGGGUGCUCAAAUGUCGAGAGGACGUUGCUAUUGCCGAUGAAAGCUUGGUUGAAGGACAGCGUCUUUCCGAGAAAAUGCGAGAAAGCUGGGAGCAUGGGGACUUUUGGGUCAACUAUGGUGCUAGGAAGAGUUGGGCGUUUGAUGAUGUAUGGCCGAUGAUAGACGCGAAGUUGUUCGAUGGUGAUACUUCGAUGCAUAGCGAGGAGAAGUUGGAGUUACUUGGGGAGGAGGACAGAGAGGCAAUAGGGCCCUUUAUCCAGAAGAAAUUGGAAGAUAUGAAGCAGCGGAAGUUAGACGACUGGGAUGCAUAG